Molecule: messenger RNA, 3960 nt
Organism: Marasmius oreades (fairy-ring Marasmius)
Lineage: Eukaryota; Fungi; Basidiomycota; Agaricomycetes; Agaricales; Marasmiaceae
Exons: 8
Coding region: 97-3660 (1187 amino acids)
Biological process (GO): protein dephosphorylation
Molecular function (GO): protein phosphatase regulator activity
Source: RefSeq, a predicted model, not a curated record
CAGUUUUGACUUGUAACGCUGAGCUACAGAGUGUGAGCCAACUACCACGCCAGGCUACUGACUCGAAAUCUUCCAAGUGUACACGGUGAUGUACACAUGGAAUCUCAAGCUGGCUCUCGUCCGACGUUCAUUCCACUUCCACCAUCAUCAUUUUGUUCGGUGUCCUACGCGAACUCCCCAGGUCCUUUCCCCCAAGACGAUCCUCUGCAAACCAGCCCUUUGAUUUCCCCAAACUUGACCUUCUACACGGCUCCUUCAACUCCGCUUCCCGAAACUCCCAACGAUGUCAAUCCAUCGGCCCCUGGCUCUACCCCGCCGUUACCUGUCCUUCAUAUCACCAUUCCGAACCAGGGACAUCCCUCACCGUCUCAGUUCUCUUUCGGACACCCUUCUCCGAUCGCCGUUCCUUCACCGCCAACAUCCUUGCCUUCAGAUCCGAGUCCAACGUCGUCGCCAGUGAACAUCGCCCAUGAGUCCUUUCCAGAUCCUGCAGAACUUCCGGUUGACAUGUUUUUUGACGACGAAAGUCUCAGUACGCUUGAGAGAAUUUAUCUUUACUCCAGGAGCAAAGCUUCCUAUCAUCGUGUGUUCAUAGCCAACGUCCUCCCAGACUGGCUCCAGCAGAUCACGCCGCAUGAGGCCGUCGAGUACGUCCUUCCUCUUCUCAAUACGUUGGCAAUGGAUGAAGGUGUGUUGUACGUCCCUCUGUUCCAAUCUCCCUCAUUCCUCGUCUUUCCAGAUGAAGUGGUCAAAGAGGCCUUCUCUUCCCAACUCGUCGCCAUCAUGUGGUGGUUUCUUACUCAUUGUCAACUGGUGUCAGAGGUCAACGAGGACGACAUGAAUUCUCCCGGUUUUCAUGAUCAUGAGAGCACACCCUCAAUUUCAGUUCAGGCGUUCACUCCAAUUCUGGGAACCCUUUUACUCAGUCCAAACGGUAUUGUCGGAGGAGCAGCACGACAAGCCGUUGUUCAGCUCCUGGAGAGGAUAAAAUGUCUCUAUCCAGCAGAGAUGACCAUUUCAUCACGAUCGCCCAUAGAUACAACAACAGACGUCUCCAGGACGGUGCCUGGUGGUGCCAUUGGGGUUUUUGAUCCGACGGAUACAUUGGACGUAGGCCUGUUCGGCAAGACGGAACGCGCUCUGUUUGAGAAGGAAAUUCUCUAUCAGGUCGUCAUCGGAAUGGGCCGUUUGGAUGCCGAGGGUGAAUCUGCAACUAGUGACGAUGAUUCGCAAUACGAUGAUGCACUAGAGGAAGCACAACACUACCGCGACGUUUCCGUGGGACCUGCCAUUCUUGCAUCACGUUAUGCUCAUGAACCGCACCAAACGCAAGUCGUCGUCGCCGAUGCAUCCGAAAAGGACGACAAUGAACGGCUUGGGCCAGGGGAUUUCCAAAUUUCUCACCAGCAAAAAGAGGCUUCGGGAGAUGACGCCCGCAGCCGCAAGGUGGACGCUGACCUCAACCCUUACUUCCCUGCAUCACCUAAUUCAUACACGAUCCCACGUCCGAUUUCAACCCACAACAAUUCCCCUGUUGACAUCGGAAGUCCUGAUUCGAAUGGAUCGACGCCAGGCUCGACAACCGGUACCAGUGCCUCUUCCUCCUCCGAUCAUUCUUUCUCUCCUGCAGGCUAUUCCCCCAGCUCUCCCUCACAGCCGCCGUCUCCAGCGUCUGCCACAAAUACAUCUUCGCCAUCCACUGCAACUCAUAUAGCAGCCAAUGCCUCGUCUCCGACUUUCUCUCGAGCUUUACGGCAGCAAGAAGAAUCUCCGCAACCUUUUGUAACACCCGAGGCUGCCCACUCUGUACCCCCGCCUUCCGAUACAAGCAGCAACCUUCAGGUGUCGAUCGCUCUCGACGCGAGCCAAUAUCAGGACCGAUUUGCCAAUGAUAACGACAUCUCACAACAACAAGAAUAUGAAGCUGAUCAAUCCGCAAUUGGCAGACUUAGUAGCAUGAGUCUCAUGGCCGCUGUCGCUGCGAGCGGUUGUUUCGAUGACGCCACUCAACGUGCAUUUGUGAAUGAGGUACAGCGGGUUUCUCAUGAUGCUAUCUAUUGGGUACGGCGAGAGGCUUGUUUAGCUCUCGGUGCAUUAGCUAAGGUCGUGCCGGAGGAACUCGUUACCCUCACUCUGAUGCCUCUGUUUCAAUCUUUGGCGUUUGACCCAGUCGACCACGUUCGACAUUCCUCCCUUUACGCCCUCCCAGCCAUCCUCUCUCGACUCAGGCCGAAACAACGACGGACACUUGCGUUGGACGUUCUUGUACCCAUGAGCAUGGACGAAUCACCGGAAGUCAGGUCCGGAGUCCUUGAGACGCUCGGGGAAGUCAUCUAUACUUUUCAUUCUCGAGGAACGCCCAUCACACACAGCGCCGCCACACAUCAUGAUGACGCACUGUUACCAUCACUGCCGGAACAGUUACUGAGAAUGUUCAUAGGCAGGGCGGAGGACCGACGGAUAUUAGACGGACAACACGAGCAGGCACAGACACAGGAAGGGGCAAUAGCAUCGAGUUGGUCGGAUAUCGAGGAAGAGUGGAUGAAGAGACCAAGUCCGAGAGGAAGUAUUACCUCCAGAAAGGAAGCGCUCACAGCUUUUUACGAAGACCCCUCUAGAGCGUUGAUAUGUGCUUUCAACAUUCCCGCUGUUGCUUUAACGCUUGGUCGUGAUCGAUGGGCGUCCGAUCUUCGGGAAAUAUAUCUUUUACUGGCCAAGAGCGACGCAACCCCCGUGCAACGUACUCUGGCCGCUUCCUUGGGCGAGUUGAUUAAAGUUAUUGGUCCAGAGCUUGCUCAAAAGGAUUUAUGGGUUGUCUGGCGUAUGGCAGUCCGAAACGACGAUGGAGAGGUGAGGAUGAAGGCAGUUGAGGCGUUUGAUACAUAUUUUGCUGCGUCGGACAGGAUGGGCCAGAGGGAUCUGUUGAUGGACUUGUUGGUCAUCUGGGAGCAAGGGUUUUUGAAAGGAUGGAGGGAAAGAGAGAAGAUAGCGGGUUGUUUAGGAGGUGUUGCCCAUUCGUCAAAGGGUCCGGAAUUGAGUGUGUUGGUUGCCAGGCUGGAGGUGUUGAGCUUACAGGAUGCGGUUAAUGCGGUUAGGGAGGCUGGCAUUGGUGUAUUUCGAACAUUGUGGUUGAAGUUUGAUCGACGACAUGAUGCCUUUGGCGUUUUGAAGAAGGAACUUCAUACCUUGGCGAAGUCUGAUCAAUUUCGACGCCGAAUGACGUUCAUUGCGUGUCUUCAAGCACUCACUCUUUCAGCUACAACGUCAGAAUCAGAAUCAGAAUCAGUUUUGAGCAUAGAUGAUGAGGUCCUCCCUCCGAUCGAACCUUUGGCACGUGACAACAUCGUUGGCGUUAGAAUCGCAUUGGCCAGACUCGUUGUCUUAAUUUUUUCGAUGUUCGCUAGCUCCGAUAAACCGGUUCCGAAAUCUGUUCUGUUAGUGAUCAGUAUCCUACGGACUGACUUGUCGCACGAAGUAAAGUCGUUUGUCGAGGGACUACCGCUCCAGGAACCCAGGACAGGUCAUUUGCUUCCACUUCUCCCGUCCCAUCCGAUCGUCCUUCGUACCACCAGUUCUUCAGUCCGAGUUUCGACGUUCUCUCGUCCUCCGCCGGUUUCUAAGGCAAUCAUCGGACAACAUUCAGUUCCGGUUGAAACGUAGAGGGCAUGUCCGCUUCAUCAGCUCAUCCCGCAAGGUACAAUUGCCUACCCUACGGCAGACGUGGCAGACGGCUCUGCCGGUGGUCUGGAAUGCGAGAGAAUGAAGGACUCGAUUCACUUCUCGUCUAGAGUCAUUUCAGAUCAGAAGCCAAACGAGGCUAGCCCAUAACCAGGCAUCGCAUGUGCCGUUCAUUUACAUGAUAGGCACUAAAGCGUUUUGCUCUACGCGUCUUCACGGCUUUCACAUUACUAUAGUGUACUUACUACUCGCACUUAUAUCUCAUUACAUGCUACAGCUAGA